Molecule: messenger RNA, 1878 nt
Organism: Gracilinanus agilis (Agile Gracile Mouse Opossum)
Lineage: Eukaryota; Metazoa; Chordata; Mammalia; Didelphimorphia; Didelphidae
Product: transcription factor E2F8-like
Exons: 9
Coding region: 1-1878 (625 amino acids)
Biological process (GO): regulation of transcription by RNA polymerase II
Cellular component (GO): RNA polymerase II transcription regulator complex
Molecular function (GO): RNA polymerase II cis-regulatory region sequence-specific DNA binding; DNA-binding transcription factor activity, RNA polymerase II-specific
Source: RefSeq, a predicted model, not a curated record
AUGUACGUAUCAGAGGAGGAGGGAGAGGACAACCAUGUCAUAAGUCUUGGCUGUUCUCUGAUCCACAGCAGCAGGGGUGUGCCAGGAUAUGCCAACAGACUGAAAAAGGGAGAGACCUACCUCCUAGCAGGGAUGAAAAUUAAUGACCAGGUGAUGAAUUUGGUGGUGAGACGAGCAUCUAAAAUUAGGAGGCUAUAUGAUAUAGCGAAUGUUUUGAGUAGUCUGGAGCUUAUCAAGAAAGUUCAUGUUACGGAAGAAAGAGGCCGAAAACCAGCUUUCAAGUGGACAGGGCCAGAAAUCUGUCCAAAUUCCUCAGUUCUGAGCCCUAUAACUUCCUUUGACUCAUCUGAUUUGGAGCCACCUCAGUCCUCUAAAGAUCAGUGUGCUAAAAAUCUCUUCUCUACUACUGGGAAACCAAACUUUACGAGGCAUCCAUCUCUAAUAAAACUAGUAAAGAGUAUAGAAAAUGACCGGAGAAAGAUAAGUUCUGCUCCCAGUAGCCCCAUCAAAACCAAUAAAGCUGAGAGUUCUCUGAAGUCAGUGCCCUUCCCAAGUAAGAUGGCUCAACUUGCAGCUAUUUGCAAAAUGCAAUUAGAAGAGCAAUCAAGUGAACUAAAAAAGAAGGUGAAAAUGCAAUUGACAAGACCUACAGUGCACUGUCAGUCUCUUGACCUCAUAGCAAAUCCUGAGCCUAAUCGAACCAUGUCCUCUUCUCAGACUCCAUCUCUCAUUCAGCCACUAGGUGUCCUACCUCUGAUCCACAGCCCCUUAUCUUCUGCAGUGCCUGUCAUUGUACCUCAUGCCCAUUCGGGUACCUCCUAUGCAAUCUAUCUGCAUCCCUCCCAGGCCCAAACUGUGACACCUCAAAACCUAAAUUCCACUGUGCACACUGUUCCCUGUACUAAUGUAACUGGAAUGAAAGGUUCUGCCGAUAAUACUAAUUCACAUCUCUUAACUACUAAAAUGAGCACGGAAAAAGUCCCUGGUGAUGCAGUCAAAGCCGAUGGCACCACUAAGCCCGGGAAAGCAUUGCCCACCCCCGAAGGACCAACGCCGAGGAACGAAGAAAGAGAGCCAACUGCCGAAAGAUGUUUGAAGAGACAGAGCAUGCUGGAGGACAACAAUUCCAAAAAAAAACUUAAAGAAGAUCUAAAAGGACUUGAAAAUGUCUCCGCAACCUUGUUUCCAUCAGGAUACCUCAUUCCUCUCACACAGUGCCCAUCGCUUGGUACAGAGUCCAUUUUAUCUCAUAAGGAAAAUGCAGGUGCUUGUUCUCCAAAUAAUAGGAUCUACAACUCACCGAUUACAGGCGUUAUUCCUGUGACAACAUCUGACCUCACCGCUGUGAAUUUCCCCACUUUCCAUGUGACGCCUUUGAAGCUGAUGGUUUCCCCCACUUCUGUGGGCACCGUGCCUGUCGUCAGCAGUCCCUCCCUCCCCUCUUCAAGCCACUCUAUCCCCGUCCAAAACCCAAGCUCGGCCAUUGUCAACUUUACCCUUCAGCACCUGGGGCUGAUCUCUCCGGGGGUGCAGGUGUCCACAGGUGGGGGGCCCGGCUCCGUGCCAGCUUCUCCAAGGAUAGAGCCCGUCGGCACGACGUCCGACAGCGCCGCCACCCAAGGAAAGCACGAUUCCCCCGUGGCCGGGCAGAGUCAGCUGAACGGACAAGCGGUCACUCUGACUACGGUACCGCAGCCUGUCCCAGUGACACCCAAAGGAUCACAAUUAAUGACUGAAAACUUCUUCCGGACACCUGGAGGACCAAGCAAGCUUCUGGCUUCCACUUGUGAUGAUUUGGAUGGUGCUAACAAAGCUUCUCUAGGACCUCUUUUUGUCCCACAACGAAAGCUUGAAGUGUCUACAGAAGAUGUCCACUAA